AUGAAAGUUCCGUCAUUCUCGGACAGGCGGCGACAUGGUCGUUCUCCCCGCCAGUCACCUUCACGCAGCCUUCGUAACAACGGGCAAAGAGACGAACUCCGAGAGAUUUCCAAAGAGACCCUCAAUGUCUUGCCCAGCCUGCUCAACGAACUUGGUACCGCGGACUUCGCUAGACAGUCUAUCAAGUAUUCAUUCGGCUCUCUGAGUCGUCUGGAUCCCCGCCAGUGUCCAUCUUACAGACAACCCGCUAUCAUCAAGGUUGUCAACAAUGAUACUCUUAACGCUGCUAUUGAGCUAUCCUACAGGCCCCAGCCCGACGUUGAAGGGACCAGGAGUCAACCUCCCAUCGUUGUCAAUUUUGCAAAUCGCCAUUCCCCUGGCGGAGGCUGGAUCAACGGCGCUAUGGCCCAAGAAGAGGCGAUCUGCUACCGCAGUUCAUUAGCUCUAAGCCUCAACAAGAAACAUUACCCACUUCAGAGAGACCAAGCCCUCUAUAGCCCUUAUGUACUCGUCAUGCGCGAAGAUAUGCCCUCUGGUCAUAGACUCUCUUCACUGCCUGCAAGGGACCUUCCUGUCGUCAGCGCAUUGACCAUAGCUGCUCUGCGAAACCCCACUGUGCGCGUCUUCCGCAACGUGCCGUACACGAAUCAAUUGUCCCAACCCAACUCGGCAGUCUACGACAAACACGUUUUUGCCCACGAUCGAGACCGGGAUCAUACAAAGGCCAAGAUGAGACUUGGUCUACGCAUGGCAGCCAAGAACAAACACGACAUUCUCGUACUUGGAGCCCUGGGCUGCGGCGUCUAUGGUAAUCCACCAGAGGAUGUUGCCAACUGCUGGCUUGAGGUGCUGAGGGAGGAUGAGUUUUCGGGAAAUUGGUGGCGAGAGGUCUGUUUCGCCAUAUUUGAUCCUAAGAAUGAAGGUAACUUUGAAAUAUUUCAUCAGGUGCUUGAUGGAAGGGGAGUUUAG
Fusarium sp. VM40 is the source of this 969-nucleotide messenger RNA. Lineage: Eukaryota; Fungi; Ascomycota; Sordariomycetes; Hypocreales; Nectriaceae. The record is from the annotation of a GenBank genome assembly.